AUGUGUAAUGCACAAGAAUAUUAUUUUGCAAAAUCACAGAAAGGCGAAAAUUAUCGUCUACACGUUGCAAAAUCUAAACAUUUAGUUGGGUUGAGCACAACUCGUGGCAUUAGAGAGACCAAUGAGGAUCGUUGUCAAGUUAUGGUAUUAGAAUUAAAUGAAGAUAAAUUAAAACAAUUUGCUGAAAAUAUAGUUCAAGAUAAAGUUGAAUCUGAUAUAGAUAUAAUAAAUGCUGUACCUGUCUCAAGAAUUGAAGUGGAAGAAGAAAGUAAAGAAGGGCAGUUUUGUUAUUUUGCUAUCUUUGACGGUCUGAUUAGUCAUGGAGGUCCUGAAUGUGCAGAUUUUCUGACAACAAAUCUUCACAACCGAAUUGAAGAAGUUGCAGCUAAAGAUGCAGAUGAUGUAGUGGUUCAAUGGCUUUGA
Entrophospora sp. SA101 is the source of this 423-nucleotide messenger RNA. The record is from the annotation of a GenBank genome assembly. NCBI's taxonomy places the organism in Eukaryota, Fungi, Glomeromycota, Glomeromycetes, Entrophosporales, Entrophosporaceae.